UUGGCAUUUGAUUGGCUUGGAGUAAGGGCAGUAAGACCUCUAGCACUGAUCUGAAUUGCUGAAUAUAGUACCACCAUGGAAAAAAACAUGAGUGAUCUUUCACGGAGCAAAAGUGCAUCUGAGGAAACACUGCACUCAAGAAGUGAGGGAGAAGACCCUUUUCGAGGAAUGGAGCCUUACUUAGUACGUAGACUUUCCUGUCGUAAUGUCCAGCUUCCUCCACUGGCCUUCAGACAGCUGGAGCAAGCAGAUUUGAAAAGUGAAUCUGAGAACCUACAAAGGCCCACCAGUCUUCCACUGAAGAUUCUUCCACUGAUUGCUAUCACAUCUGCAGAGUCCAGUGGGUAAGUGGCAAUGGCAAA
Messenger RNA from Antechinus flavipes (yellow-footed antechinus), 362 nucleotides. Its product is annotated as cAMP-specific 3',5'-cyclic phosphodiesterase 4D-like. The record is from RefSeq and is a predicted model, not a curated record. The coding region runs from base 76 to 348 and encodes 90 amino acids. The transcript is spliced from 2 exons. NCBI's taxonomy places the organism in Eukaryota, Metazoa, Chordata, Mammalia, Dasyuromorphia, Dasyuridae.